This is a messenger RNA of Lates calcarifer (barramundi perch), 2877 nucleotides long. RefSeq names its product inner membrane protein, mitochondrial (mitofilin) (gene immt). Gene Ontology annotation, cellular component: MICOS complex. Lineage: Eukaryota; Metazoa; Chordata; Actinopteri; Centropomidae. The coding region runs from base 121 to 2397 and encodes 758 amino acids. The transcript has 14 exons. Gene Ontology annotation, biological process: cristae formation. The record is from RefSeq and is a predicted model, not a curated record.
ACUGGAGUCCAAACUACCUAAAAUACCAAGACGAAGAAGGAAGGAAAACGAGGAGAAAAGAGUUAGUGCAAGUGUGCAGGCUAAAUUGAUCAGGAUUUGAGAUUAAAGUGACUGAGGACCAUGCUGAGGGUUUGUCUGAGAGGAGCUAAUGCCACAGCCCGGAGGAACUGUGGGAGAACCCCUCUAACCAACCUGCAACAUUGCCGGCACUACACAGCAGGAGAGACCAGCGGUGGUGCCGCUAAAGUGGUUGCUGCAGGCCUGGUGACAGUAGGUGGGGGCAUUGGAGGUGCGAUACUCUACGCCAAAUGGGACCACAAGUUCAGAGCAGCUGUGGAGAAAAAUGUUCCGUACUCCGACUGGCUGUUGGGCCUGGCUUUGGGACCCGCUUCUCAGGAUGGCGGCUUCCCAGUCAAGACGCAGAUGGAGAUUGCCCAGCCCCCCUCUAUGAUGGAAAAACAGAUGAAGACAUCUAAAGCCAAGCCAGAGAAAAAGGUGAAGGAGGCAGCAGAGAGUCCAGCCAAAGAGACGGGUCCUGUCCCAGCUCAGCCUGCACAGAGCUUAGAGGAGGCUUCAGCAGAGGCAACUCAUAUCAUCUCAGCCAUAAGUGAGGUCCCAUCAGUCCCUGCUCCGUGUGACACAGAGGCAGCAGCAGUCAAAGAGGAGUGCAAAGAGACAGCAGCAGUUCAGCCCGACACAGAGUCACCUGCAGCAGCAGAACCAAUCAAAGAGCGGCCAGUAGAGGAAGUGGCAGCUAGACUGGCUCAACAAGACCAGGAGGAACAGGACAUCGUAGCAUCUAUAUCAGCCAGUCUUGAAGAGUCACUGGCCAGCUCAGCUAAAGCGACGCUGCAGGCCAUCGGUGCUCAGGAGGCAGCCCUGCAGGCCAUCACACGGCAUACACACAAACUGAAGGAGGCUAUGGAGGCAGAGGUUUCACCUCAGGAGAAGUCAGCUCAGUGGAAGGAUUUAGAAGCUGCUCUUGCUGACAGAACCGGUGCUGUGGAUGAUGCUGGAGCUGCUCUGUUGAAAGCCAAUGAAGCCCUUGACAGUCUGAAGUCAGUGAUUGAUAAGUCUAAAGGGCUGAAGGCCUCUGCUGUUCGCCCUCUGGUUUUAGCAGCAGAGGAGAAUCUCCAUAACAUGGUGGUGGACUUGGAUAAAGUCGUCACCAAGGUGCAGUCUGCAGAGUCAGAAGCUAAGAUUGUCUCCCAGUACAGUGAACUGGUUAAUGAAGCCAAACAACAGUUCCAGAGGGAAGUGAGCAGCCUAACUCCAGAAAUCCAGGCCAACUGGAAGGGCCUCACUGGCAAACUGUCAGUGGAUGAUCUGAACGCCCUCAUCGCCCAUGCACACCGUCGCAUUGACCAGCUGAACCGAGAGCUGGCUGAGCAGAGAGUCAGAGAGCAGAUCCACAUUGAUGCAGCACUGGAGCAGCAGAAGUUGGAGGACCAAAAAGCUCUGGAGAAAGCUGUCAACACCUCCCUGCAGCAUUUCAAGGAGGAGGCCCGGCUGGAGCAGGAGAGGAAGCUGUCUGAGUUAAGGGAAGUGAUGGAGGCAGAGAUGAGGACUCAGCUCCGGCGUCAGGCGGCUGCUCACACAGACCAUGUCCAAGAUGUCCUCAAAGUUCAGGAUCAGGAGCUGAGAGCUGAGGCUGAGCAGGUGCUGAGCAGUAAGAUGCUCGAACAGGAGACCUGCUACCGUCAGCUGAGCCAGGAGCAGCUGGAUAACUUCACUCUGGAUAUGAACACUGCCUAUGCAAGACUGAAGGGGAUGGAAGAGGCCAUAGACAGUCACGUGGUAGCAGAGGAGCAGGCCCGUAAAGCCCACCAGCUCUGGCUCUCUGUGGAAGCUCUCAGCUACACUCUGAAGACAGCUGAUGCUGAUUCUCCCACCGUGCCUCUGGAGAGCGCCGCUCAGGUCGUGCGGGACAGCUGUGGUGACAGUGACUUCGCCUUGGCUCUUGCGUCGGCUCUUCCAGAACAGUCUCUUCAGCGUGGUGUAUACAGCGAGGCGUCUCUCCGUGCCCGCUUCAACUCUCUACGCUCCCUGGUUCGCCGGGUUGCCCUCAUUGAUGAGUCUCAUAACUCCCUGUACCAGUAUUUCCUGUCCUACCUUCAGGCUGUGCUCCUGUUUGAGGCUAAACAGGAAGCUCCACCCGCCCAUCUUAGCAGCGAGGACUUAGACCCCUUUAAGCUUCUGUCAUAUGCUAGUUACUGCUUAGAGCACGGGGAUCUGGAGCUGGCAGCUAAACUGGUGAACCAGCUGAGAGGAGAGGCUAGGAGGGUGGUGGAGGACUGGCUGACUGAAGCCAGACUCACACUGGAGACCAGGCAGGUCAUCAGUUUGUUGUCUGCUUAUGCAAAUGCUGUGGGGUUAGGAACCACCCAGGCUCCAUAGGCUGCUGCUCUCACUUAACCUGGCAAACCUUAAAGGGACAAUCCACUCAAAAUCUGUCUACAGAGGAUCAGAUAGUAGCCUACUGUGGGUAGGAGUAGGAGGCUCUGUAGAGGUUGUAGCACACAUCUCUGUGGAGCAAAAGAGCUGUGUGGGGCAGGGUGGGAUACUCAGAUUUUCAGUGGGGGAUUCCUUUAAGUUAACUGAGGUUAAGUGAUGGAUGUUCAGGUGCAGCAUAAGUUCAUUUGUUUUAAAGCACUAAGUCAUUGUGGAUGAUUAUUUGUAAAAUAUAAUGGAUGCACCCUCUCAGUCCAGUUUCUGUCCGCUCAGGCCCACAGGUUUGGUCCAGGUAUUUAUUUCUGGAAUCAUUUCUUUAUGUGUGUGUGUUUUGGAAGGUGAAUCCAAACAUUGAUUACAGAAUGUGUAAUGCUGCAUUUUAUUUUUGACAGUACUGCACAUGUUACAAUAAAUAAUGAACAAGAA